AUGGAUAAACUGUCGAUAGUGAUCGAAUCGCUGACAAAACCGCGAUAUGAGGAGGAUUCCAUCGAUCGGUUGAAUUAUCAUAUUACCACAUUUAUACUGCUCAUUGCGGCAUUCACAAUAAUAGCCAAGGAAUAUGGAGGUGACCCGAUUCAGUGUUGGUUGCCUGCCGAGUUAGCCUCACAAAAAUCAUGGGAACAAUAUGCGGAGGACUACUGUUUUAUCGAGAAUACCUAUUACAUUCCGUUGGAACAAAAUAUGCCACAAAGUGACAAGCACCGUGACGAGAAACUUAUCACUUAUUAUCAAUGGGUACCAUUCACGCUAAUGUUGCAAGCAAUGUUAUUCAUAAUACCUCAUAUCUUCUGGAGAAUGCUCAACUGGACUUCAAACGUGCAAACGCGUGCAGUGAUAUCAAUGACGGACAGUGUACGUCAUAUGGAUCCUUGCAGUGAUGAGGCGCAUGAUACCGUUGAUGCCAUUGCCAGUCAUAUCUAUCACGCUGACAAAUCCACCAAGCAUUUGCAUAAAAUAUUACAGAAUAGUAAUUUGCUUGUCAUCUUUACAAGGACUUUCACACAGUCUUAUCUCAGUACAAUCUAUCUAAUAACCAAAUUGUUAUUCAUAACAAAUGCAACGGUUCAGUUUUGGUUAGUGUCACUUUAUUUGGGCGGAAACGGAUAUGAUCUGACGAAAGCACUGAUAAAACAACAAACCUGGCAAAGUACCGGUCUUUUCCCAAGGGUUACUAUGUGCGAUUUUAAGAUUCGUGUUAUGGGCAACGUACACCACCAUACUAUCCAAUGCGUCCUGAUGGCGAAUAUGUUCAACGAGAAGAUAUACAUCGCUCUGUGGUGGUGGCUACUCAUCAUAAUAAUCUUGACAGCUAUCAAUUUCCUCUACUGGCUCUAUGUCCUUAAUUCGAUCACUUCAAGUUAUCGAUUUCUAAUUCGACUCGUCAGACUUGGUCAGCCGCAAGAAGAAAUGACAAGCCAUCUUACACAGAUGUUCGUUGAGCAGUUUGUCGGUGACACAACAUUGGUUUUAAGGUUGGUGACGCAAAACACCAGCGAACUAGUUGCAAGUAACGUCGCCGCCCGCUUAUUUGACAUUUUUGCCAAAAGUGUGGAAAACCGACAGAAGAGUUGUUGCAAUGAAGGAAAACCCCGACAAGACCUAAAAACGGCCCUUUCAACAUCAGCGUCGUCUCCCAUACUAUCAGAGGCAAUAAUACCAUGA
This is a messenger RNA of Cercopithifilaria johnstoni, 1236 nucleotides long. Lineage: Eukaryota; Metazoa; Nematoda; Chromadorea; Rhabditida; Onchocercidae. The record is from the annotation of a GenBank genome assembly.